AUUUGACAUUUCUCGUCUAUGAGCCUAGCUGAAAUGUGUUUUGAAGAUUCAAAACUUUGUAAAUUGUAAUAUCAUAAAAACAAAUUAGACAAAGUCCCAAUUUUCAUAAAAUAUUUCAAAAUGCGAUAUGCUCAGAUCGUUAUGGGUCCAGCUGGUAGCGGAAAGUCAACAUACUGCGCCUUCAUGCAACGCCAUGCUGAAGACAUGAAAAGAUCCAUUAACGUAGUUAAUCUCGAUCCAGCUGCAGAACACUUCGAUUAUCAACCGAUUGUAGAUAUCCGGGACCUAAUACAAUUAGAUGACGCUAUGGAAGACGAAGAACUUCAGUACGGCCCUAAUGGUGGUUUAGUGUUUUGUCUAGAAUUCCUCAUACAAAACCAAGACUGGCUAAGAACUCAGCUAAGCGGUGGGUCAGAUGACGAAACCGAUUGUGAUCCAGACGAUGAUUAUAUCCUCUUCGAUAUGCCAGGCCAAAUCGAACUAUUUACACAUCUGACAAUGGGAAAGGAACUAGUUAACUUAUUGGAAUCAUGGAACUUUCGUUUGUGUACGGUGUUUUUGGUCGACUCGCAAUUCAUGAUUGAUGGGCCGAAAUUUCUAUCAGGCACUAUGGCUGCACUAAGUGUAAUGGCUAACUUAGAAAUGCCUCAUGUGAAUGUGCUCUCAAAAAUGGAUCUAUUAAGCAAGUCAGCAAGAAGUCAAUUGGACAAAUAUUUAGAUCCAGAUCCAAAAGCUCUAUUGGGUGAUAUAACUGAAGAAUCAUCAUGGGGAAGAAAACACCAAAAAUUAUCACAAGCAAUUGGGGCGUUAAUUGAAGAUUUCAGUUUGGUGAGGUUUGUUCCUUUGAAUGUUGAAGAUGAAGAAAGUGUUCAAGAUUUGUUGAUGCAAAUCGAUAAUGUUAUACAAUAUGGCGAGGAUGCUGAUGUUAAAAUACGUGAUUUUGAUCCACCUGAAGAAAAUGAUGAUGAUGAUUAUGAAUAAAAUAUUGUGUUUUUAAGAUUUUUUAA
Molecule: messenger RNA, 1007 nt
Organism: Eupeodes corollae
Lineage: Eukaryota; Metazoa; Arthropoda; Insecta; Diptera; Syrphidae
Product: GPN-loop GTPase 3
Exons: 2
Coding region: 121-981 (286 amino acids)
Molecular function (GO): GTPase activity
Source: RefSeq, a predicted model, not a curated record